Molecule: messenger RNA, 396 nt
Organism: Rotaria sordida
Lineage: Eukaryota; Metazoa; Rotifera; Eurotatoria; Philodinida; Philodinidae
Source: the annotation of a GenBank genome assembly
AUGGAUAAAUAUGAAAAAAUCAAAAAAAUUGGUGAAGGAUCUUAUGGUCAAGUUUUUAAAUGUCGCAAUAAAGAAACAGGUGAAACAGUGGCAAUAAAAAAAUUCAUCGAAUCUGACGAUGAUCCGGCUAUAAAACGCAUUGCUAUGCGAGAAAUUCGCAUGUUAAAACAUUUAAAACAUGAAAACCUGGUGAAUCUCAUUGAAGUAUUCAAAACAAAACGAAAGCAUAAACUUCAUUUGGUAUUUGAAUAUUGUGAUCGAACUGUUCUUGAUGAACUUGAAUCACAUCGGAAUGGUGUACCAGAAAUUAUGAUUAAAAAGAUAACAUAUCAAGUACUAAAUGCUGUUGAUUUUUGUCAUCGACAUAAUUGCAUUCAUCGUGGUAAGAUUUAUUAA